Messenger RNA from Panicum virgatum (switchgrass), 450 nucleotides. RefSeq names its product cell number regulator 13-like. The transcript has 2 exons. Gene Ontology annotation, biological process: cell surface receptor signaling pathway. Lineage: Eukaryota; Viridiplantae; Streptophyta; Magnoliopsida; Poales; Poaceae. Bases 1 to 450 code for a protein of 149 amino acids. The record is from RefSeq and is a predicted model, not a curated record.
AUGGCGGAGGUAGUUACCAGACUUGGGCAGCAGGAGACCAUCACUCCGCCGGUGCAGGCCACGGCGGACGACGCCACUGGCCUCGUGCAGAUGAUCCUUGAAGCCGCGCGGACUGUUCGCCGGGACAAGUCUCGGUGCCAGCAGCUCGCGCGGCAGGUGCUGCUGAUCGGCUACCUCCUGGCGAAGCUGGGUAGCCAAGGCGUGAUGCAGGACCCUCGGGUCGCGAUACCACUGGAGGGGUUGGAGGACACGCUCCGGCUGGCUUACGAGCUCGUGGAAUCCUGCCAGUACCCGGAGAGCGCCGCCUAUCGCUGCUUCUCCGUUGCCUUGUGUCGGAGCAGGCGCCAGGCCAAGCAAUUCCGGAGGCUGGAGGAGGAAAUGGGCGACUACCUCCGCCUAGACCCGUCCGUCCGCGAUGCUGGAGGUGCAUGCUCCAUCAUUCAACACUAA